UUAACGUUUAUAUUCUGUGGAACUGAAAUCAAACGUCAAAAAACAGAAACAAUUUUCGUUGUGUAUCUUCCCAUGUAACGAGUUUUUGAUAAUUCUUAUUUUUCCUUUUGUUUGUUUUGUGUAGAAUUUAAUGUAAUUAUUAAUUCUUAACAUUUGCAACAUGAUUGAAGAAAAUAUAACCGUGAGCGACAACUCAGAUUUAGAGGAUGGCGGAAAUCCUGAACUUCGCGGAUACUUGAGUAAAUGGACAAAUUACAUUCACGGUUGGCAGGACAGGUUUAUUGUUUUGAAGGAUUCCACUUUAUCGUACUACAAGAGUGAAUUGGAGAGUAAUCUUGGAUGCCGAGGUGCCUUAUGCCUGAAGAAAGCCAAAGUCAAGCCUCAUGAGUUUGACGACUGCAGAUUUGAUGUGUCUGUCAAUGAUUGUGUUUGGUACUUGAGGGCCACAAGCCCAGAGGAGAAGCAGCAGUGGAUUGAUGUCUUGGAGUCAUUUAAAGUGGAGUCAGGGUAUGGAACCAGCUCAGACAGCAGUUCCAAUGGCGGUGGUCUCCGAAGACAUGGAUCAGCUACUUCAUUACAGUCCACUGGAUCUCACGGCCGCACAUCCCGUCGUCUUGCAGAGAAGAUAGCCGAGCUGGACACAUACAACGAGCUCCUAUCUAAACAAGCAGUUCAGCUGCAGCAGUACUUCGAUAUGUGUGUGGCAGCUUACCCGCAGAUCAACGAUGACGUCACAGAAGCUAUUGAUGCUGUUAAACUGGCUGAUGGAAACGACCUGAGCCUACACAUCGGCGAGGUGCGAGCCACGAGCGCGUCGUUCCGAGCCACUUGUGGGGCUACGGUGGCUACGUUACAGCACUGUGCAGAGUUGUUGCGACGCAGGGAGAAGCAAGCACGACAGGCAGAGGAGCUUUAUAUGGCUUUGAAGAACCAGCUGACAGAAGCGAGGUUAGCAUCGAAGCCGGGACCAGACCAUGAGGAGGGUCCUCACUCGACAUUACCGGACGACGAGUUCUACGAUGCCGUGGAGACAGGCUUCGACAAGAUGGAGGAAGAGCGGCGGUGUGCGCGCGUGGUGCCGCCCAGCGUGCACACGCGCGACCAGGUGGAACUGCCGCCGCCGGCCAUUGAUAACCGGCUCACCGUGCACUCGCUGUGGACUGAGAUCGACCGGAUAUCGACAGAACAGAUCCAGGCGGCGUUUGAAGGCGUCGGCGGAGAGAUCGGCUGGCAGUUGUUCGCUGAAGAGGGAGACAUGAGAAUGUACAGGAGGGAGAUGGAGGUGGACGGCAUGGUGACGGACCCUCUGAAGGCGAUGCACAAGGUGCGCGGCGUGACGGCGCGGGAGAUGUGUCACUACUUCUUCAACCCCCGAUACCGAUACGAGUGGGAGACAACCCUAGAAACGAUGACAAUAGUGGAGGAGAUAUCGUCAGACGCGCUGGUCUUCCACCAGACGUUCAAGCGCAUCUGGCCGGCGUCGCAGCGAGACGCGCUGUUCUGGUCGCAUGUGCGGCAGAGCAGCGACAAUACCUACGCCGUUACUAACCAUUCCACUACUAAUCCGGAUUAUCCGUCGAACAGCGGCGCGUGUAUCCGUCUGUUCGUGACGGUGUGCCUGGCGUGCCGCACCACGUUCCCGGCCGGACAGCAGCCCACCAGGGACAACAUCACCACCAGCAUCGCUUACUGCAGCACAGUGAACCCCGGCGGCUGGGCUCCAGCGGGCGUACUCCGCGCUGUCUACAAGCGCGAGUACCCCAAAUUCCUCAAGCGUUUCACACAAUACGUCGUCGACCAGUGCCGCGACAAGCCCAUCGCCAUCUAGCGGCAAAAACACACAACAGAGGAACUAUAGUACCUCUAAACUGCACUAAACUAACACUUGGAGAAAUCCAGGUGACCAAAACUACAUCAGACAUUUCGAACUCAGUUUAAACGUCGAUUUUGUCUCACUUACAUUUUGGUGAGACAAAAACUGAGAAUUUCGUGUUGACGUGUAGUGCUAUUAUGUUAAGGCUUAAGUUCACCGACAACAUAAAUAACAGUUUUUCUUCGGGUUAGUGUAGGCUACAUUUUCGUGCAAUAUAUGGCUGUGAUACUGUAGCCGGCAACAUUGCAAGCAGUUGCAGGCACAUUGCAAGACAAGGCUCAGCCAUGAAUUGCUUAGACGUCAAUGUCUGAAAAUAUUCGUAUAAUGGCCAGGCAAUUUUUUGCUCACAUUGCAGCCAUAAAUUGCAGAAAAAUGUAGCCCUUAAAACAACUGUUUGACUUUGAAAAUUGAACGUAAAAAUCGUAGUAAACAAUUAAGAAAACUGACGGUUUAUGUUUUUGGUAAACUUGGCCUAAAUAGGUGUUAUAUAAUUUUAAAGGUUUUAUUCAGGGUGAAUUUAGGAUUCCCGUUUCAUUCUACUCCGGUUAUAUUGUAUUUCUUCGCGAUCUCUUGAGCUCCGGUCGGAUUUUCACUCGAAACUGCAGGACCAUUUUCGAUUGAAAAUAGACUAGGACAUCUAGUGGACAGUAAAUCGAUAUUUGUUGCGAAUUGAGAACUUUUUUAUCGAUUAAAAUUUACUCGUAUGUUCCGAAUAAGGUUUACAUCCGCCUUCUAAGCGCUAGAAUCUGUUUGUUUCAAAUCUUCUUCAACAAAUUGAUAAUUCGAUGUUAGUUUAUGUAUGAUCAAAUUUAAUGUAUUUCUAAUUUCAAUUGGUUGAAUUUUGAUACUUGACAUGUUUUUUUUAUAAUAAUUGUAAUUCAAGCUUAUUCUAUAAUAAUUAUAUUUUAAUGUUGAUCAUUGUAUAGAUUCUGCAAACAGACUUAAUUGUAAUUAAAUAUGUAAAAGAUACACUGUAAAAUUAAAUGUAUAUCGUUGGGUGUUACAAUAUAAUAAAAUUUAUACAAUAUAAUUCUAUAGCAUGUAACGAUUGAUUGUAAAGAGUCUGUAUAUGUCUAUGAAGCGGUAUUGCCAGACGUAAAUAUUUCUAAAGCACUAGACUGUGAAUAUAAUGAUUUGAUUGCAGCAUACUGAUUUAUUUAGAUUGUUUUUUUUUCGUACUUUGUAGUGGGUGUGUGGUUGGUAUUGCCAGCAGCAGAAUCUUGGAAAUUAGUUUACACAAGAAAAAUCAACUGAUUCUGUUAUUUGAAUAUAUAAAAAAUGUUUUAAUUUGUUGCUGGCGGUACUUAUCAAGCUUCUGUAAAAAUAUGAGAGAAAUACUAUUUCGACUGUAUUGAUAGUGUACACAAAUAAAUUAAUAGGCUACGGGAAAAGUUUUGUAAUUAUACGACCAGUCUUCACGAUUCAUAGUCUUGGAGGCUCGGCCGUAAACUUGUGGAAAAAUGCCUUUUGUAAAUAAACUAAGUAUUGUAUGGUUCUUGAUAUUUAUUCGACUAUUUAAAAGAAUACGAGUGGCAUAAGAAUCUCUGGAUGGCAAAAUUAAUUUCAAGUCGCGUGCGUGUACCUGACUUUGUUAUCACGCCGAUUUCCACUCUAUGGCUGAACAAUUUUGUACUAUUGAUUGAAAAUGUUGUUCAGUAUGUCUUCGUCUAAAGAAAGAUUAAAUUAGUACUUAUCUUUUAUAGGAGUUCUUGAAAUUGUUUGUAAAGAGGGUAAUAUUCAAGGUUCGGUGAUAGUUGGAUGUGUUCAGUUAGAUAGGUUUGCGAAAGAAAACAUGUACUUUAGCACUUUUUCGGCUGUGGGCUCGGGAAAUGCAGACAGCCGAUAUCGAAACACGUAAAAUCCAAAGUAAUAUUAUAAAUGCGAAAGUAACUCUGUCUGUCUGUCUGUCUGUCUGCCUGUCUGUCUUUUCUUCACGCCUAAACUACUGAACCGAUUUGUGUGAAAUUUGGUACAGACAUAGUUUGAAACUUGAGAAAGGACAUAGGAUAGUUUUUAUUACAAAAAAAUAAAUAAAAAUAAAAUUAUUCCGGACAUAUAGCGCCAUCUAUUGGUCAAAUCAAAAAUCUGCUGGUAGUCACUAUUCCACGCGAACGAAGUUGCGGGCAAAAGCUAGUAACUAGUAAUAAAUUAUAAAAAUCGUUCAGUAAUUUGUACUUUUUGUGUGUUUCAUGUCUCCAUCUUAUUCCCGAGUUCUCAACCCCAAUCCAUUUCAUGUACAGGGUGGGACUAAGUAAAUGUAGUUCUUAAAAUACUUUCGAUUUAUCUAACUUCGGUUUUUGACCAAAUAUUGUCUAGACAUGAUUAUGUGACAGAAAAUUGAUUUAAAUUGUUGUUUUUUUUUGUAUAAACUUUCGUGGAAUUGACUAUUUAAUUGUGAAAAUAUCUUAUUGGUCUACUUUUUGGAACCUAGGAGGAAAUAUAAAAGGGAAAAAUAAUAGGAUUUCUAAAUAUUAUUGUUAUGAGUGACCUUUCCCUAAAAUACUCAAGUUCCUCUUUAUACUUUACUCCUUGGUCGAGUCAAAGCCAUAUCAUGGGCUGUGGGACUAUUAUGUAUGUUUGGUCAAAAAUAUUACUGUGCACAUAAACGAAUUACAAUAGUUUUACAUACGUCUUACUAUCCUAUUAUUUUUUAUUAUUGUUACUUAUAUGAAGCAGACUUCCAUUCCAGCUUUUUUUAAACUAAUAUAUUAGUUUUAAUAGAUGAUUACUUGAAUGAAUUUCAAUUACACGGGGCUAAGAACGGUUAAAAGAUCAUUCAGUUCUGCCCGCCCAAUGAAUAUUGUACAGAAUUUCACGUUUAUGUCUCAAAGUAAUAUAUUAUUUACUGUUAAGUAAUGGUUUUACUGUUCACCUUUUUAGUAUUAUGUGAAAAGGUAACAGGUAAACAUUACAUACGUCAAAUAUAAAGUGAACGCGAGCGGAAGUGUAAAGAAAUUGCAUUUAUAAUACCGCAAUGUUGCAAUUGUAUUAAGUUAUAUAAAGUAUGUUAUUUUUAAUAAUUAUUGUUUAUAAUAAAAUGUUUUACGGAAA
Helicoverpa armigera (cotton bollworm) is the source of this 4924-nucleotide messenger RNA. It is a transcript of the gene cert, whose product is annotated as ceramide transfer protein. Gene Ontology annotation, molecular function: lipid binding. Gene Ontology annotation, biological process: ER to Golgi ceramide transport. The transcript has 12 exons. Bases 161 to 1828 code for a protein of 555 amino acids. NCBI's taxonomy places the organism in Eukaryota, Metazoa, Arthropoda, Insecta, Lepidoptera, Noctuidae. The record is from RefSeq and is a predicted model, not a curated record.